AUGUAUGUUUCACUGAUAGCAUACGCUCUACUGCAGCAGACAGGAAUCUCCGCAGAUCAGUCCGCAAUUGUGUCUGAAGAGAAACAUGACUUUGGGAGAGAUAGGAGGCAGGACACGCUGGAUUUUGACUUGCACAGGUCCAAUAGGAGGUUCCACGAAGACCUGGAAGGUGAACAAUGGCACGUAGCCCAUCUCAGGGACACGAAGACUGGAUUAGGGGAGCCCACUUGCAAGGGAGAGACCUUCGAACAGACAGCCCGUAAGUAUAGAAGAACGCUAAGGGAAGACGGAUCGCGGGUGAAGUUCGUCUUGGCGGAUCCAUUACCCGUCGAUGAUGAAGACAUAAAUAACUACAAUGAACCCUGCUUGACGGCUGACGGUAAAGCUGAAGGAAGCGGAUACAACAAGAACGAAACUAAGCCCUUUAAAAAUGAUGCAACUGACGAGGAAGCUUUGAACGCGACUAUAAUAGAUGGAAUCGUAACGAAGAAUCCUAACACAGCUACCACCACGGCAAAUGCGGCUCUAAUACCAGACGCCAAUGGUCAAAAUGCGAAAGCCGAGGAAACCAGACGCGGCGGCGAGUAUCAGUUCAGCUCCGUGGAGUACUACGAGGACACGGUGGAUUUCGACACGUCCCAGUGCCCCGACGAGGUGGAGGUCAUCGUGCUGCAGAUAGACCAGCUUCGGAACUACGAUGUGGAAUGCGAGAUCAUGAUUGAGUGGAGGGGCUUGGAG
This is a messenger RNA of Iphiclides podalirius (scarce swallowtail), 738 nucleotides long. The record is from the annotation of a GenBank genome assembly. NCBI's taxonomy places the organism in Eukaryota, Metazoa, Arthropoda, Insecta, Lepidoptera, Papilionidae.